GAAGCCCUAAAACCACCCCCACCCCGCCGAACGAUUUUGCUCCUUCUACUAUGGUGCCUUCAAUGGCUGGCAUGGAUUUGGUGGCACAGGUGUGUUUUCCCUGCUUCUAUUCUGACCUCCACCGCCUCCUCUUAUUUCCGCUGUGGUGCUUUGGAGUUCCGGUGUCUUUUCCAUACUUGCGUUCUGACCUCCACCGCCUCCUCUCACCACCGACGGUUUUGCACAUUUCCCUCCAUCUAAUUUGCCACCUGCGCUCCUUCUAUUCUUCAGGUUUCUCAAUAGUGAUAGAGACGGUGGCUUGCAGCGGUUGGAUGUCGUCAGGAACUGUGGUAACGAAGCAGUUCUUCCCGGAUAGUGAUAGAGACGGUGGCUUGCAGCGACAUCAGUGGUUAGAUGUUGUUGAUGGAAGUGUUGUAGACGAAAGAAGAGAAUUCAUGUUAAAGCAGCAGCAGAGACAGCAGGUGAGGAAGAGUAGGAGAGGACCUACGCCUCGGCGUUCUCAAUAACGCGGUGUUACUUUUUACCGGAGAACCGGACGAUGGGAAUCGCAUAUAUGGGAUUGUGGGAAACAAGUUUAUCUGGGUGGAUUUGGCCAAUAGCACAUGCUGCUGCAAGAGCAUAUGAUCGAGCUGUAAUUAAGUUUCAUGGGCUUGAUACUGAUAUUAAUUUCAACAUAAGUGAUUACGAGGAAGAUCUGAAAGAGAUAAAGAACUUAACAAAGGAAGAGUUUGUUCAUAUUCUGAGGCGUCAAAGCACUGGUUUCUCUAGAGGAAGCUCAAAAUACAGAGGAGUCACUGUGCAUAAAUGUGGUCGAUGGGAAGCUCAAAUGGGCUAAUUUCUUGGAAAAAAAACAUCUAUCUUGGAUUGUUUGACUUUGAAAUUGAAGCUGCAAGUUUUGACUUUUGACUUUUAACCUUUGAGCCUCUCAUUCUCUCUUUGAAACCACCAUUUGAUUUUUGAUAAUUUAUUUAUUAGGGCUAUGACAAAGCUGCUAUAAAAUGCAAUAGGAGAGAAGCUGUCACCAACUUUGAACCAAGUUCAUACGAGGGUGAGCUAACAACUCUUGUGACUGUCAAUGGAGAUGGAGCUUCCAUGGAUUUGAAUCUAGGUAUUGGUCCUCCAUCUUUACCAUUAGAUAAUAAGGCAAAUCAGACUUCUGGGAGUUUGAACCAAAUCAACUGGCUCUUAGGUGACAUGUAUGAGGAUAGAAGAACAAGGAUUGAAAACCACUCUACACCUAUGACAUUCAUAUAUAUAUAUAU
Messenger RNA from Lactuca sativa (garden lettuce), 1262 nucleotides. The record is from RefSeq and is a predicted model, not a curated record. NCBI's taxonomy places the organism in Eukaryota, Viridiplantae, Streptophyta, Magnoliopsida, Asterales, Asteraceae.